Molecule: messenger RNA, 4536 nt
Organism: Paralichthys olivaceus (Japanese flounder)
Lineage: Eukaryota; Metazoa; Chordata; Actinopteri; Pleuronectiformes; Paralichthyidae
Gene: smarcd3b
Product: SWI/SNF related BAF chromatin remodeling complex subunit D3b
Biological process (GO): regulation of transcription by RNA polymerase II
Cellular component (GO): nucleus; SWI/SNF complex
Molecular function (GO): transcription coregulator activity
Source: RefSeq, a predicted model, not a curated record
UGGGCUCCUGAAAGGCAGCUCAACUAAAAAGUGAGCUAGACGCACAGUGAGACACUCGGCAGAGCUGCUGCACAUUCAAAAUAGAGGGAGAGGGAGGGAAGAGAGAGAGAGAGAGAGAGAGAGAGACAGGGAGGGAGAGAGAAGGAGAGUCAGGGACAGGCAGUGCUGAAAAGGAGAGCACAAAGAGAAGGAAAGUGGAGCAGGGGAGGGGAACAGGAGGCUGGGUGAAGGGAGAGGGAAAGACAAAAGAAGGAGAGGGGAGACUUCGCAGGGUGAACGGAGGGGACUGAGCAAAUGGCUACGGAGGAGACGGCGGGGGGAGCCAGGAAAGCCACCAAGAGCAAACUGUUUGAGUUCCUGGUCCAUGGAGUGCGUCCUGGCAUGCCGUCUGGAGCGAGGAUGCCCCACCAGGGUGCUCCCAUGGGCCCCCCCGGCCCACCGUACGGAGGGAGCCCCGCUGUGCGGCCCGGCCUACCCUCCCCGGUGAUGGAGCCCAGUCGCAAGAGGCCCGCCCCCUCCCAGCAGGUCCAGCAGCAGCAGCAGCAGCAGAAUCAGCAGCAGCAGCAGCAGUCCGUCCAGAACCGGGCCAGAAAGAAGCCGGUCGGAUUCCCUGGAGCCAAUGAGAUGCCGGCGAGGCAGAUGGACAUGAGAGAGCCCCAAUCAGAUCCCACGCUCGGAUCAAAUGCUAAGAGAAGGAAAAUGGCAGACAAGAUUCUUCCGCAAAGGAUCCGUGAGCUGGUGCCGGAGUCUCAGGCCUACAUGGACCUGCUGGCCUUCGAGCGCAAGCUGGACCAGACCAUCAUGCGCAAACGUGUGGACAUCCAGGAGGCGCUGAAGAGACCAAUGAAGCAGCAAAAGCGUAAACUGAGGCUUUACAUAUCCAACACCUUCAACCCCGCCAGACCCGACGCCGAUGACUCUGACGGCAGCAUUGCGUCAUGGGAGCUGCGAGUAGAAGGGAAGUUGCUUGACGAUCCGGGGAAACAGAAGAAGAAGUUCUCUUCGUUUUUUAAGAGCCUGGUGAUCGAGCUGGACAAAGACCUGUACGGUCCUGACAACCACUUAGUCGAGUGGCACCGCACACCCACCACCCAGGAGACGGAUGGCUUCCAGGUGAAGAGGCCCGGAGACGUGAGCGUGCGCUGCACUCUGCUGCUGAUGCUUGACUACCAGCCACCGCAGUUCAAGCUGGACCCUCGCCUGGCUCGCCUGCUCGGCAUUCACACUCAGACUCGCUCCUGCAUCAUCCAGGCUCUGUGGCAGUACGUCAAGACCAACAAGCUGCAGGACUCCCAUGACAAGGAGUACAUCAACUGUGACAAGUACUUCCAACAGAUUUUUGACUGCCCGCGGCUGAAGUUCUCAGAGAUCCCUCAGCGUCUCACCAACCUCCUUCUGCCCCCGGACCCCAUCGUCAUCAACCACGUUAUCAGCGUGGACCCCAAUGACCAGAAGAAGACGGCAUGCUACGACAUUGAUGUGGAAGUGGAGGACCCCCUGAAGAGCCAGAUGAGCAGCUUCCUCCUCUCCACCGCCAACCAGCAGGAAAUCGCCUCACUCGACAACAAGAUUCACGAGACCAUCGAGUCCAUCAACCAGCUGAAGAUCCAGAGGGACUUCAUGCUCAGUUUCUCCAGAGAUCCCAAGGGCUACAUCCAGGACUGGCUCAAAUCUCAGAGCAGGGACUUAAAGUUAAUGACAGACGUGGUGGGGAACCCUGAGGAGGAGAGGAGGGCUGCGUUUUACCACGAGCCUUGGUCUCAGGAGGCCGUCAGCCGCUAUUUCUACUGCAAGAUCCAGCAGAGGAGGCAGGAGCUGGAACAGGCCUUAGCUGUCCGCAACACCUAAACCAAGGCCCUCCUGCACCUCUGCAUCAGAGCCGUGUGUGUGUGUGUGUGUGUGUGUGUGUGUGUGUGUGUGUGCGUGUGCGUGUGUGUGUGUGUGUGUGUGUGAGUGUGUGAGGCCAUCGCUGUAGUCUGCUGAAACCUAAUACCUCUCAAAGUGUCAGUAACUUCAAACAAACGCAGCCUUUGUCUUUGUGAUGGCGAUUGAAUUUCUAUGGUUUUGAAAAGAUUCGAGUAAGGAGGUUUCCACAAGCCGGCAGCGAUGUGCAUGUAUGGAAGACAGACCUCCGACGCUCGUGCUCGCUCACUGUGUUUGUGUGUUAUUCUUUUGUGCCGGGCCGUGAGGACACCGUUGCUUAUCGCAUGUUUUAAGCCGUCAGAGGUCGACAUCCUCCGCCUCACUGCCGGAUAAACGACGCUCAUCAUCACUCACCGCUUUGUAAAUACUAGCAAACCCCCCCCCCCGUCUCUCCGUGUCAAGUCAAACCCACCUGACUGCUCUGGAUACUCGGACCUGGUGUCACAUUUUUAUUUUCUUAAUCAUUUUUCCGGGGAGGUUUGAUUGUUGGUGUGCCCGUGUGUGUUUUCAUUUGUUCUCAUGAGGAGAGUGUUUUUGAAACACUGAGUAAUUACACCAGCAAAGUGGAGGUGGCAGUGGGACACAUUGGGCAGUUGCGGGGAAUCAAUGAUAUCAAUAAACCUGAGAUUUUCAUUUUCAGGUUUGAAUGAAUCAGUUUGACGACAACCAACGUGUCUCACUCAAGUCUUAUUCGCCAGUAAACGGAUUUCUCUUUUUACAGCGACAGUAUUAGAUGAGUUAACUGUUAGUAUUAUCGCAUGAGCAGAUCCAUGUCUGUGUUUUAAUGAAGGACAGAACAAGUAUUGAUCAUUGUCACACUAUCUUUUCUUCCCUUAGUCAAAACAAAAUGUCUCCUGUACGUGUUGAGACUCACUGCCUCUUCCUUGUGUCGUAUUUUUGCCAGUUAAUGGUUUGAAGGUUUUACCAAAGGUUGCAACGAGAGGAAGAGAACGCGAUCACUGAAACGGAAAUGGGCAAAAAUCCAGAUCUGGUUUUUAGUUGAAAUUGCAAAGAGAAAGAAAAACGUUUUGGCUGGCUUAAAGAAUUUACUCCCAAAAGUUCUUUUAAACAAACUCAGUAGAGCUCAAACCUCCGCCAAGGCCCAAAAGAGCCUUUGAAUUAAAUCAAGCUGCACCAAAUUUCGCACGAUUAUUUUGUAUUAAUGAGUUAUUCCCUGGGAAAUUGAUGAUGUUCUCUUUGUCCAGAUUUGUACUGACAUUGAAUGGCUUUCCUCGUGGCUCAGGUCCCAUCCUUCCACCAAGUUUCAUGGAAAUCCAUUCAAUAGUUUUGUUCUGCAGAGAUCACUUCCUUGGCGGAGGGAACAAUAAUUGCAAUAAACACUUAAAAAGCCCUGGUUUGAAGCUUUGUCCAUUUCUACACUUUUUUAUUGUUACAUGAAGAUUUUCUUUUCUAGAGAUGUGAAUGUAAAUAUGUUGUUUUCCCUUCAGAGGGCCGACUGUACAGUACACAACAGAUUAUUUGUGAGUGUUUGGUUUGUUUUGGGGGAUUUUGGGAUGGAUGUGGUGGGCGGGUGGGGUGAGUAACAUGGUGCAGGAUGGGAGCUCCAGAAGUUUUGAAUUAGUAGAGCAGGAAUGUUAGCGUUCCUCUGUGUCCUCUCACGGGUCGGGGUGGUUUAUUUUAGGUCCAUCUUGUUUAUCGUGGGAGCUGAGGGAGACCUCCCUCGCUCUCAACCCCAUCCAUUAGCUGUAACACACGAUAUAAUCCACACCACCUCACGUUACACUUCUUUUCUAACACGACACACGACCUGUACGUAUACGUUGUAAUGUCAGAUGGAGGAUUUCUUCUCAGCAGUCAGUUUCUAGCUGGAACCUUGUCUGGGUUUCUUUGCACUGUGCUGUAACUGCUUUUUUUGUUUUAAUCCCAGCAAACACUAAACGUGAUUGGACGAUUUCACAAAGACCUAUGCAUGCUCCGUGGACAUUCAGUAAUACAGCUAAUGAGACGGUUUGUGUAAAUAUAUGAAAAGGAAGCUGGCAUAGCAGUCUGUGUGAAGACUCGUUGAAAUGCCUUCUGGGAACCUUUUUGCCAAAAAUGAUGUGCCCUACCAGCAACUAACUGUAGGUGUGAUUUUACUUUCUCGUCUGUGUUUUUGUUACUAGGUCUAAGUUAUAUUAACUGCACUCAUUAGAGGAGGAACAGUAGUCGGUGGUAGUAUUUUAGUCCUGUGUCGAACCCAGAGUGACUUUUCUUUGUAUGGCCAGGGCAUUCACUUUGUCGUCACUGAAUCACUAGCACCUUCCUGUGGAGGAAACUCGACGCUGCAGCUCCUCAGCAGUGAGCAGCACAGUACCAGGAUAUUAUCUGACUUAUUAUGACUACUGUGUCUCCUGUUACUGAAGCCUGGUGACCUGUCGACAUGUUCGUCAUGGCCCCCUGCAUGUGUUCUCUCUCUCUGUUUACACUGAGGGUCACCGACAGGAUGAUUAGGGUAUACACGCGUAACACUGUAUAUCGGUAAAGAGCAGAACUUGUUUGGUGAUUUACAUUCAACGAAAAGACGAGGAGGGGAGAAAAAAAGGGAAAACAGCUGUGACAUUGUGAGACAGCCUGGAUGUAAAUAAAGAAGCGCUUGCCAAAGUUUGUAAAUGC